CAGCUCACAUACUAUUUUCCCGCACUCUCGUCUCGUCUCCCGAAUAUACCUAAGCAACUAUGAACAAGUUAUCCAACGCGGCCGUCAAUGGCUCUGCCAAACCAGGGGGAACCAGUGUCAACUCCAAACACACUCAAGGCCAAUACUCUACUCAGAGUAUCCACGAGUACACGGCUGGUGUAUUGAAUGGCGAUGCCCCCGUUAACACUCUCGUCGGGCUUCGAAACACCGACUUGAACAUAACUCCUCGAAAUGUUAAGGUCAAUCGCGAAGUCGAGGACGCCUUGGCAAAACUCGCCCAGAGGCCGAAUCAGUACGUUUCGUUUCGUCUGUCUUAUACCUCCACGCGCGAUAUGUGUCGCAUGUCGCAUGUCGCAUGUCGUCGAGACCCAAACCUGUCGAUGAACCAUAGGGUGGUGCACUGUUCCCUUGUCCCUCCCUGCCCUAAGUAUUCUUCGAGGCGGCAUGAGAUCGUAGUACAAGCUGCUCAAACCCGAUUGGUUCAAUAAGUAAUGAAACCAUUCCGUAAUAGGCAUACGUUAAACCCAGCGAAAUUUUUGAUUGGUCAAAUUCGAGCAGUUUGUACUGAGAUCUUCUGUCUGGAGAACAUGCUAAUGCAAUCAUAGGUAAGGUUAUUGAGUUUGCUAAGGGGUAGGGUGAGAUACCAUAUAGCCCGGUACAUGUUUAUGAUAUGAUAAUGGAAGCGAGGCGCCUGGCGCAGGAUACCAAGAGUUGGAAU
Messenger RNA from Daldinia loculata, 739 nucleotides. RefSeq lists its product as uncharacterized. The record is from RefSeq and is a predicted model, not a curated record. The coding region runs from base 60 to 509 and encodes 149 amino acids. NCBI's taxonomy places the organism in Eukaryota, Fungi, Ascomycota, Sordariomycetes, Xylariales, Hypoxylaceae. The transcript has 2 exons.